Molecule: messenger RNA, 657 nt
Organism: Gopherus flavomarginatus (Mexican gopher tortoise)
Lineage: Eukaryota; Metazoa; Chordata; Testudines; Testudinidae
Product: C-type lectin domain family 2 member D-like
Exons: 5
Coding region: 1-657 (218 amino acids)
Source: RefSeq, a predicted model, not a curated record
AUGGAGACCUUUGUUGUGAUACAUUUGCCUGGCAGGAAGGAUUCCUGUGACACUCCCAGCCUGGGGGGACUAACACAGCUCAGAGCUUUUCAUCCCAGGCACAAGAUCAACAUCCACACGAUCAAGAGCAAUAAAAGGCAGGUUUCCGAUAAGAGGAGGCGGCGACUGUGCUUUUCUGAUGGACGAGGGCUGGUUCGGCAGCUCGCGCUGCAGCACAGGGAGCCGCUGGAUCUGCAGCAAACCCAAUGCCUGUACAAUGGGGAAGGACUGCUGGCAUCUAAGCUUUCAUCAGCUGAUCUGUGCCCCCCUGCAUGCACAGACGGCUGGAUCGGGUACCGAGGGAAAUGCUACUAUUUCUCCGAGACUGAAGGGAGCUGGACCUACGUUCAGAGACUCUGCUCCUCCUUUGGUGCCUCCUUGGCUGGGAUUGACAGUGAGCAGGAAUUGAUGUUCCUGCUGCGCCAUAAGGAUAUCCAUGAACACUGGAUCGGCCUCUGGAGGGAGCAGGGGCAGCCCUGGAAAUGGACCAACAGCACCGAAUUCAACGACCUGUUUCAGAUAAGAGGAGGUGGUGACUGCGCGUAUCUGAAUGACGAGAAAGGGGUCAGCAGCUCACGGUGCUACAUGGAAAGACGGUGGAUCUGUAGGCAAACCUGA